This is a messenger RNA of Vicia faba (fava bean), 468 nucleotides long. Lineage: Eukaryota; Viridiplantae; Streptophyta; Magnoliopsida; Fabales; Fabaceae. The record is from the annotation of a GenBank genome assembly.
AUGAUAAAAAACAUUGACAAAAACAAAGUGAUUAUAGAUAGUGCUGACUCUAACUCACUUCCUUACGUUACAAGGAAUCGAAUCCCGAUCGGAGCAACUCUAGAAAAGCUUUUAUUUGGAAGAAUAACUGUUAUUGAUAAUGAGAUUACAAAAGGGUGUGAGUUGAAUUCGGAGAUUAUUGGUAAAGCGCAAGGUUUUCAUUUGGUUAGUUCUUUGGAUGGAAGCAGUCAAACCAUGGCAUUUAUAGCUUUGUUUGGUGAUGAAGGUCAUGAAGAUGAUGAUGCUAUUAGUUUCUUUGGAGUUCAUAGAAUGGCUACACAUGAAUCCUAUAUUGUUGUUGUUGGAGGAAGUGGAAAAUAUGAAAAUGCAAGAGGGUAUGCGAAAAUUGAGACGUUACAUUUACAUUAUGAUCAACACAAAAGUACUAAUGGGAUGGAAACACUUUUUCAGAUUACUGUCUAUUUAUGA